ACUGUUGCUGUUCAGUGCUGUGUUUGCACAGAGCCAUUUAUUCAGCUAGUUCAUUAACCUGGAGGACAUUAGAGUUCUGCAGAGGUGAUUAGGACAUUUGUUGUGAGAUGAACUGAAGUUUGCGGCGUUCUGGAAUAAUGAACAGAGUGUCUUUGGCAUUCGUCACCCUGCUUCCAUUAGCAUUUGGCUCACAGCUGACAGGACUAUUUGGAAGCUUCACCUCACCAAACUUCCCAAAUGUCUAUCCUAACAACCAGCGUAUGGUGUGGAAUAUCACAGGACCAGAGGGACACAGAUUACGCCUCUACUUCACAUAUUUUAACCUGGAGCCUUCUCAUCGCUGCGAAUAUGACUACGUUCAGGUGUUCUCAGAAGGAAAUGACACAGUCCGGUUCUGUGGUGAGGCAGAGAAAAAUUACGGUGAUGCGCCCAAAAACACCAUCAUCUAUUCUGCCACCAACACCAUGUCCGUGCUCUUCAGAUCAGAUUACUCCAACGAGGACCGAUUCACAGGCUUCCAGGCAUUUUUUUCCGCCGAAGACAUUGAUGAGUGCCUGAGCACUGUGGAUGGAGAGCCUGUGUGUGACCAUAAUUGCCAUAAUUAUGUGGGGGGCUUUUACUGCACUUGCAGAUUGGGAUACCAACUCCACGAUGAUAAAAGACACUGCCCUGCUGAGUGUAGUGGGCAGGUGUUUCAGGAGAGGUCAGGAGAACUGAGCAGUCCAGAGUACCCAGGUGUUUACCCCAAGAUGAGCCAGUGUGAUUACACUAUCAGUUUGAUGGAAGGCUUCCAAGUGACUCUCGACUUCCAGGACGUAUUUGAUGUGGAGGCUCAUCCUGAAAUCCACUGCCCUUAUGACAUCCUCAAGAUCACUGCAGGUGGAAGGGAGUACGGCCCAUUUUGUGGCAAGACCCCACCAAAAAAAAUAGAGACGGGAACUCACAAAGUGCAUGUGACCUUCCGCUCAGACCACUCGGGGAAAAACCAAGGCUGGAAGAUCAAGUACACCAGCACAGCGCAGCCAUGUCCAAACCCUGUGGCUCCUCAACAUGGACGUAUUCAGCCCCAGAAGUCUCAGUACAUCAUGACGGACACUUUCAAUGUCACGUGUGAUCUGGGCUAUGAAUUAAUUCUGGGGGAAGAAGCUUUGCCCUUUUAUCAAGCCACAUGCCUGAAGGGUGGAUUUUGGAAUGGACCGAUGCCUCGCUGCAUCAUUGUUGAUUGUGGAGAUCCUGUAGAAGUGUGUAAUGCAAGUGUGAAAUUCACCACAACCACAUAUAAAUCUGUGCUCAAGUAUUCAUGCAGUGAAUUCUACACAAUGAAGGAAGGAACAAAUGACGUGUAUACCUGUGCACAUGACGGCUACUGGAGAGAUGCCCUGGGUGGAAAAAUACUCCAGAUAUGUUCACCCAUUUGUGGCCAGCCUGAGAUCAAGCUGUCCAAGGUGAUUGGCGGGGAGAAUGCAGAAAAGAACGAGAUUCCCUGGCAGGUCUUGCUACGAAUGGGCCAUCAGUUCAUCGGUGGAGCUUCUCUUGUUUCAGACAACUGGGUCCUCACUGCUGCUCAUGUUCUGAAAAGCUACACAGAUACUUCCAACCUGCAGCUGAAGAUGGGCAUAGUCAAACAACGUGACACCGAGGCUAUAGUUGGCGUUCCACAGAAAAUCUUCAUUCACCCUCAGUACCACCACGAUAAUAUUAACUUCAACCAUGACAUUGCUCUGAUUAAACUGGAGCAUAAGGUACCUGUCAGUAAAGCCGUCAUGCCUGUGUGUUUGCCUGGGAGGGAAGAGCGGUUUGUUUUGAAGGCUAAUGACGUCGGGAAGGUGUCUGGAUGGGGUGUGUCAAAUAUAAACAGACCCGCGUUACAUUCCAGUAAUCUCCAGUACGUACUUCUACCCGUCACUGAUUUUGAGGACUGUAAGGCUAAAUAUGACGCCACAGUGACAGCUAAAGGGAAACUAGUAGUGACAGAGAACAUGAUUUGUGCUGGGACUGCUGAUGGAGGAAAAGACUCCUGCCAGGGGGACAGUGGAGGGCCCUAUGUGUUUUUUGACACACAGAGUAAAAGUUGGUUCAUAGGUGGUAUUGUGUCAUGGGGUCACGGAUGUGCCCAGCCUGGGUAUUAUGGGGUUUAUACUAAAGUGAGCAAUUAUCUUUCAUGGAUUGAAGAAAUCAUGUCCAAAAACGGUUGAACAGUGUUGAAAUGUUUGACUCUGAUUUCAUAUGAGUUUCUUAUUGACCAAAUUAUCUUUACCAUAACAGCUUUGCAUGUGACAGUCAUAGACCAUUUUUUCUGUUGAUGUUUUAUUAAUCUUUUUUUGUGAAGCAUUUUGGUUGGCCUUUGCUGAUUUUAAAUGUGCUAUAUAAAUAAACUAGAGGCACACAA
Sinocyclocheilus rhinocerous is the source of this 2389-nucleotide messenger RNA. RefSeq names its product MBL associated serine protease 2 (gene masp2). Gene Ontology annotation, molecular function: calcium ion binding; serine-type endopeptidase activity. Lineage: Eukaryota; Metazoa; Chordata; Actinopteri; Cypriniformes; Cyprinidae. The record is from RefSeq and is a predicted model, not a curated record. The transcript is spliced from 11 exons. Gene Ontology annotation, biological process: proteolysis; complement activation. Bases 138 to 2195 code for a protein of 685 amino acids. Gene Ontology annotation, cellular component: extracellular region.